CGCGCCGGGAGCGCGCCCUGCGGAUGACAACAAACUCGUGGCGCGGCUGUGGCGGCAGCGGCGGUGGCGGUGUCCCCGGCCUCAGGCCCUGACGUCUCUUCGCGCGUUCUCUCGCACCCUCUCUCUGUGCCGACGAGGACCCCCACCUCGGAAGUCCCCGGGCUUGGGGCGACGCGGGCUCCUCCGCGCCUCGUCCCCGCCAGGCCUCGCGCGAGCGGCGCGGCACAGUCGAUGGGGUGUUCCUGAGGGGUUCCCGGCGCCGAGCGGGCAUGGAGGGGCCUCCCCGGGCUUAGGCUCCGCCGCAGCCUGGGCUCGCCGGCCGGGACCCGAGACGCCGCCGCCGCCUGGAGCCGGAGCCCUAGCCCGGGAGCCCAGGCCGGAGCCGCCCGCAGCCCCCGCCGGCCCAGCGGCCAGCCCUCAUUAUGCCGUGGCCGUUUUCCGAGUCCAUCAAGAAGAGGGCCUGUCGGUACCUCCUGCAGAGGUACCUGGGCCACUUUCUGCAGGAGAAGCUGAGCCUGGAGCAGCUCAGCCUGGACCUGUACCAGGGCACCGGGUCUCUCGCUCAGGUCCCGUUGGACAAAUGGUGUCUCAAUGAGAUCCUGGAGUCAGCAGAUGCGCCUUUAGAAGUCACUGAAGGAUUCAUACAGUCAAUUUCUCUGUCAGUUCCAUGGGGCUCCUUGCUGCAGGAUAAUUGUGCACUGGAAGUGAGAGGAUUAGAAAUGGUCUUCCGACCCAGACCUCGCCUAGCAACUGGUUCUGAGCCUAUGUAUUGGUCAAGUUUUAUGACCAGCAGUAUGCAAUUGGCAAAAGAAUGUCUUAGCCAGAAGCUAACAGAUGAACAAGGAGAAGGAUCCCAGCCUUUCGAAGGACUUGAAAAGUUUGCUGAAACCAUUGAAACAGUACUAAGAAGAGUAAAAGUCACUUUUAUAGACACUGUCUUGAGAAUUGAACAUGUGCCAGAAAAUUCCAAAACUGGAACUGCACUUGAAAUUCGAAUAGAAAGAACCAUGUACUGUGAUGAAACUGCUGACGAGUCCUCAGGAAUUAAUGUACAUCAGCCCACAGCUUUUGCUCACAAGCUACUUCAGCUGUCUGGAGUGUCUCUCUUCUGGGAUGAGUUUUCUGCAUCAGCAAAAUCUUCCCCAGUGUGUUCAACUGCACCAGUGGAAACUGAGCCAAAGCUGUCACCUAGUUGGAAUCCCAAAAUUGUUUAUGAGCCACACCCACAGCUAACUAGAAAUUUGCCAGAGGUAGCACCCUCUGACCCAGUGCAGAUUGGAGGGCUAAUUGGUAGGUUGGAGUUGAGUCUCACAUUGAAACAGAAUGAAGUACUUCCUGGAGCUAAGUUGGAUAUUGAUGGACAGAUAGACUCUAUACAUUUAUUCCUGUCACCAAGGCAGGUGCACUUGCUUUUGGAUAUGUUAGCAGCUAUUGCUGGACCAGAAAAUUCAAGCAAAAUCGGGUUAGCUAACAAAGAUAGAAAAAACCGACCCAUGCAGCAAGAAGAUGAAUAUCGAAUUCAAAUGGAAUUAAACCGAUAUUAUUUGAGGAAAGACUCUCUCUCUGCGGGUGUAUCCUCAGAGCAGAGCUUUUAUGAGACAGAAACAGCUCGUACACCUUCUAGCCGGGAAGAAGAAGUUUUCUUCUCCAUGGCUGAUAUGGACAUGUCCCAUAGUCUCUCUUCCCUUCCACCCCUUGGGGAACCCCCAAAUAUGGACCUUGAGUUAUCACUAACUAGCACAUAUACAAACACCCCAGCAGGAUCUCCGUUAAGUACUACCGUGCUUCAGCCAACGUGGGGAGAUUUCCUUGAUCACCAUAAAGAACAGCCAGUAAGGGGGCCGGCAUUACCGUCCAACCUCGUUCUCCCAGCAUCUUUACAGAAGGCUGCUUUCCCCUCUAGAUCUGUUUUAGUGGAUGAAUCCAGGCCUGAACUUAUUUUUAGACUAGCUGUGGGAACUUUUUCAGUCUCUGUGCUUCACAUCGAUCCUUUAUCUCCACCUGAAACGUCAAUGAACCUUAAUCCAUUGACACCUAUGGCGAUAGCUUUCUUUACUUGUAUAGAGAAGAUUGAUCGAGCAAGAUUUUCGACAGAAGAUUUUAAGUCUUUUCGAGCAGUAUUUGCAGAAGCUUGCUCACAUGAUCACCUUAGAUUUAUAGGUACUGGCAUCAAAGUAUCCUACGAACAAAGACAAAGAUCAGCUUCUCAGUAUUUCAGUACUGAUCUGUCCAUUGGGCAAAUGGAACUUUUGGAAUGCCUGUUUCCGACUGAUUUUCAUUCUGUUCCUCCUCACUAUACAGAGCUUUUAAUGUUCCAUUCCGAAGAACGAACUGAUUCUCCUCCCCCUGUGUGUCUUCAGCUUCAUUAUAAGCAUUCUGAGAAUAAAGGACCCCAGGGUAGUCAAGCAAGACUUAGUUCUGUUCCUCAGAAGGCAGAAUUACAAGUUAAGUUAAAUCCGGUGUUUUGUGAGCUGGAUAUCAGUAUCGUGGACAGGUUAAAUUCCUUGCUUCAGCCACAGAAACUCACUACAGUGGAGAUGAUGGCAUCGCACAUGUAUACGUCAUAUAAUAAGCAUAUUAGUCUGCACAAAGCUUUCACUGAAGUGUUUCUAGAUGAUGCACAUAAUCCUGCAAAUUGUCGGAUAUCAAUUCAAGUUGCCACGCCAGCAUUAAACCUUUCUGUUCGCUUCCCAAUACCUGAUCUUCGAUCAGAUCAAGAGAGAGGACCAUGGUUUAAGAAGUCACUUCAGAAGGAGAUUCUUCAUUUAGCAUUCACAGAUCUAGAAUUUAAGACUGAAUUUCUAGGAGGAUCAACCCCUGAACAAGUUAAACUGGAACUUACCUUUAGAGAACUAGUUGGGUCAUUCCAGGAAGAUAAAGGAGAACCAUCUAUUAAGUUUUUCCACGUGGCUAGUGGAGGGGAUGGAGACACGGCGUCGUCAGAUGACUUUGACUGGCCACGAAUUGUACUGAAAAUAAACCCGCCAGCCAUGCAUUCCAUUUUGGAGAGAAUAGCAGCUGAGGAAGAAGAAGAGAGUGAUGGCCACUAUCAGGAAGAAGAGGAAGGAGGUGCUCAUUCCCUGAAAGACGUUUGUGAUCUGAGAAGACCAGCCCCGUCUCCCUUCUCUUCUCGUAGAGUAAUGUUUGAAAAUGAACAGAUGGUGAUGCCAGGAGACCCUGUAGAAAUGACAGAGUUUCAGGAUAAAGCAAUCAGCAAUUCUCACUAUGUGCUGGAACUUACAUUACCCAACAUUCACAUAACACUACCUAAUAAAAGCUUUUAUGAGAAGCUUUAUAACAGGAUCUUUAAUGAUUUGCUGCUAUGGGAACCAACAGCUCCUUCACCAGUAGAGACAUUUGAAAAUAUUUCAUAUGGUAUUGGGCUUUCAGUAGCCAGUCAACUGAUUAAUACCUUCAACAAAGAUAGUUUUAGCCCAUUUAAGUCUACGGUUCACUAUGAUGAGGAAAGUGGAUCUGAGGAGGAGACUUUGCAGUAUUUUUCUACUGUUGAUCCCAAUUAUCGUUCGCGUAGGAAAAAAAAACUAGACUCUCAGAACAGGAACUCGCAGAGUUUUCUCUCAGUUCUUCUGAGUAUUAAUCAUGGAUUAAUGGCAGUGUUUACAGAUGUAAAGCAGGAUAAUGGAGAUCUGUUGGAAAACAAGCAUGGUGAAUUCUGGUUAGAAUUCAACAGCGGUUCGUUAUUUUGUGUGACGAAAUAUGAAGGUUUUGAUGACAAGCACUACCUCUGCCUUCACUGCAGCAGUUUCAGUCUCUACCAUAAAGGCAUAGUGGAUGGAGCAGUUCCUUCUACAGAAACACGACUGCCCAGUUCAACCCGCCCACACUGGUUAGAACCUACUAUUUAUUCCUCUGAAGAAGACGGCCUUACUCGAACUUCUUCAGAUGGUGUUGGAGGAGACACUUUGAAUAUGCUCUCUGUUGCAGUUAAAAUAUUGUCUGAUAAGUCAGAGUCUAAUACAAAGGAGUUUCUCAUUGCUGUAGGACUGAAGGGAGCCACUCUGCAGCAUAGAAUGCUUCCUUCUGGGCUUAGCUGGCAUGAGCAGAUUUUAUACUUCUUGAAUAUUGCUGAUGAACCUGUUCUGGGAUACAGUCCUCCAACUGCAUUUACGACCUUUCAUGUGCAUCUCUGGAGCUGUGCACUUGACUAUAGGCCUCUUUAUUUGCCAAUCCGAUCUCUUCUUACUGUUGAAACAUUCAGCAUUUCAAGUAGUGUUGCCUUGGAUAAAUCAUCUUCUACUCUCAGAAUAAUCUUGGAUGAAGCUGCUUUACACCUGUCUGACAAGUGUAAUACUGUCACUGUAAAUUUGAACAGAGAUUACGUUCGUGUGAUGGAUAUGGGGCUUUUGGAAUUAACCAUAACUGCAGUGAAGUCUGAUUCUGAUGGAGAACAAACUGAGCCACACUUUGAAUUACACUGCUCAAGUGAUGUUGUGCAUAUCAGAACGUGCUCGGACUCUUGUGCUGCACUAAUGAAUCUCAUUCAGUACAUUGCAAGCUAUGGGGACUUACACGCGGCUAACAAGGCGGAUGUGAAGCCUGGUGCCCCUCAAAGAAAGAUAAAGGUAGAUUCCGUUGGUCGGUCAUCCUCACGUGGUCCAGUCCUUCCUGAAGCAGAUCAGCAAAUACUGCGAGAUUUGAUGAGUGAUGCUAUGGAGGAGAUUGACACACAAGAGGCUGCUUCGUCUGUAAAACCACAAUCUAAUGGUGUUUUGGAUGAAAAAUCUCAAAUUCAGGAGCCAUGUUGUUCAGACCUCUUCCUGUUUCCCGAUGAGAGUGGAAACGUGUCCCAGGAGCUUGGCCCCACUUAUGCCUCAUUCACACACCACUUGAUUAGUGAUGCAAUGACAGGCAUGCCCACGGAAAAUGACGACUUUUGCAUUCUUUUUGCACCAAAAGCAACUAUUCAGGAGAAGGAAGAAGAACCAGUUGUAAGAAUAAUGGUUGAUGAUGCAAUUGUGAUAAGAGAUAAUUAUUUUAGUCUGCCUGUUAAGAAGACAGAUACAAGCAAAGCCCCGUUGCACUUUCCCAUUCCUGUAAUUCGGUACCUCGUUAAAGAAGUCUCUCUUGUUUGGCAUCUUUAUGGAGGAAAAGAUUUUGGAACAGCCCCUCCUACUUCUCCAGCUAAAAGUUAUAUUAGUCCCCACAGCUCACCUUCUCACACAUCUACGAGACAUGGGCGUAAUACAGUAUGUGGGGGAAAAGGAAGGAACCAUGACUUUUUAAUGGAAAUACAGUUAAGCAAGGUGAAGUUUCAGCAUGAGGUCUACCCUCCAUGCAAACCAGAAUGCGAUUCUAGCCUCUUGGAACACCCGGUCUCCCGGCAGGUGUUCAUCGUGCAGGAUCUUGAAAUUCGAGAUCGUCUGGCAACAUCACAAAUGAAUAAGUUUUUGUACCUGUAUUGUAGUAAAGAAAUGCCUCGAAAAGCUCAUUCCAACAUGUUGACAAUUAAAGCAUUACACGUGCGCCCAGAGUCUGGCAGGUCACCACAGGAAUGCUGCCUCAGAGUGUCAUUAAUGCCACUUCGCCUCAAUAUUGACCAGGAUGCCUUGUUCUUCCUGAAGGAUUUCUUCACAAGUCUUUCUACAGAAGUAGAGCUUCUCACGGCUCCAGAUCCAGAAGUUAAAAAGUCUCCUGGAGCUGAUGUCACCUGCAGUUUGCCAAGGCAUUUAAGCACUUCAAAGGAGCCAAAUCUAGUUAUUUCUUUCCCUGGGCCAAAGCAACCUUCCCUAAAUGGCAGUGCCAGUUCAGUGCACAUGGUCAAUGGGGAAGAGAAGGCCUUCACUGAAGAAGUGUCGUUUAGUGAUCAGCCUGUGUUUUUUAGAGAGUUUAGAUUCACGUCAGAAGUUCCUAUCCGACUUGAUUAUCAUGGCAAACAUGUGUCAAUGGAUCAGGGAACAUUAGCUGGGAUUUUGAUUGGUCUGGCCCAGUUAAACUGCUCUGAACUAAAGCUGAAGAGGCUUUUCUAUCGGCAUGGUUUGCUAGGUGUUGACAAAUUAUUCUCGUAUGCAAUCACCGAAUGGCUUACUGACAUUAAGAAGAAUCAGCUGCCAGGAAUUCUGGGUGGCGUUGGGCCUAUGCAUUCACUAGUACAAUUAGUGCAAGGCCUAAAGGACUUGGUGUGGUUACCAAUUGAGCAGUACCGGAAGGAUGGCCGCAUUGUCAGAGGAUUUCAGAGAGGUGCUGCCUCCUUCGGCACCUCGACAGCGAUGGCUGCUCUAGAACUCACAAACAGAAUGGUUCAAACCAUACAGGCGGCAGCAGAGACUGCUUAUGACAUGGUGUCUCCUGGUACCCUUUCUGUCGAGCCCAAGAAGAUCAGAAGGUUCCCUCAUCACCGCUUAGCCCACCAGCCAGUGGACCUGAGGGAAGGUGUGGCCAAGGCCUACAGUGUAGUGAAGGAGGGACUCGCAGACACGGCUCAGACCAUUUACGAAACCGCAGCUCGGGAACACGAGAGCAGAGGCGUGACAGGUGCCGUGGGCGAAGUCCUGCGCCAGAUCCCUCCCGCCGUGGUGAAACCUCUGAUCGUUGCCACAGAAGCAACGUCAAACGUGUUAGGUGGCAUGAGAAACCAAAUUAGACCAGACGUUCGGCAGGACGAGUCACAGAAAUGGCGCCACGGGGAGGACUGACGUUUCCGACAUGGUUCUUUACGAAGAUAGUGAUGGUGGAGAUAAGGCACAGAGUGCCCCACUGGCAGCCUUAGAGGGGCUCAUUUAAUUUUGUUAUCCUCAUCUCAGGAACAAAACCAUUUCUUAGUGAAAUAAUUUAGUAUCAAAACAACAUGCAACCAAAACCUUUUGACAUUUUAGGGCUGUUGUGGUACUUGCCUGUAGAAAUGUUUGGUGGCUGGUGUCAAAAGUCCGUAAAGCAUUUGCUGCCAAGUUAGUGGAAUGCUUGCUUUUAUUAAAAUGACUGUAAUUUUCCUAGUUACAGAUGAGCUAUCAUUGGAAACCUCCUUUUACAGUACAGAGUGCUCAGAAACAUUUGAGCACUUUGAAAGCACUAUUUAUGUUGCUCCAAGGAGUCGAUUUUUCUCUGGGUUUAAAGAGAAUCACAGCUUCAGAACUUUCAUUGAAAAUGAGAGACAGAAGCCACAGGGAAGGUAAAGCAAAUAGGAUUUUUAAUAUAAAUAUCAGUGAGGACAAAAUAACCUAGUCUGUUGGAUUUAGUGUUCAGGCACUCGAAAACAACACGGAGAACAACAUCGUUUCCGUUUGCUCAGAAAAUCCUCCUGUGGAAGUUUGAGAACGUGAAUGUCUGUUGCAGACUUGUUCUGUUGUGUUGCACUUUAUUGUGUGUGUGUGUCUGUGUGCGUGCGUGUUUAGAUGAAUACAAGUCAUGUGCUAUAUUCUACAUGUAAUUUACAGACAAAAUAUAAAGAGGGGUAGGUCUGAAGAUUUUUGGCAAAGGAAGGUAACUCAAAUGUAAUAACUUUCAUUCAUUCUAAGUGUAAAUGAAAAUGUGCAUUCUAUAAUGAACUGGGGCCCAUAUAAUUGUUUAUAUAUUCAGCUUUAAGCAAGUAGAGUGCAAGCUUACUAGGAAUGUGUGGGAAGGGAGAUUGAAAGUGGUUUUUACUCUUUUGAAAUUAACCAAAAAUCCUCCAAAUAUGCCCUAGUCAGCUAUUUCGAAGUACCAUUUUUACUUGGUUAACAGUGUACAUUUUGAUAACCUGUCAGGAAUGAAUAAAGUAUUUUUAUUUAAAGUUGGAAUUGUUUUAUGCUUCCAUGAAUAUUUUGCUUCUCUUAGAGCAUAUUCAUAGAUGCAGUGCUAGGAUUUAUUCCAAAAUCCUUGCGAACACUUUCUCAAAGUUGAUUUUGGUUAAUAUCAAGUAAAUCGUUACCUAAGAGGGAGAGGGAAACUGUUCUCAAGAACUCAGUCUCUGACUUUAGAUUAAUCUAGCAGAAAGAAAAUAUAGGGCUUUGCAUUCUUCCACUGUUUAAAGUUGAAUGACUCUCAUUUUCUAAAGUAGGGGGAUGUCAUCGAGGUUAAUUUGGAUUUCAGAACUACUUUCAGUUUGGGGUUUGGAAAAUGACAUCAAAUCAGUUUCAUUCUUUAAACUUUCUAAACAAGAAAGCAAAUAUUCCUCCCAAAAGAUAAGGACCCAUUGAGAAUUUUCUGGGAAUAGGUCUCUUUAUGGUGUUGAAACUUUAUAUAUAGUUGAGAAGUUCUCUCUCCAAAGCACCAGAUGUUUUCUUUAAUAAAGUUAAAAUAUUUUUCCUGUAAAAACUGAAACAUGUAGAGAAGUAUAAUAAAGUAGUAAAUGAUAAAAAAAAGCACAUGUAAAUCCAAAAUCUGAACAUUUAAAAUUCAUAAAAUUAUGUUAAAUACCAUUUAAUUUUAUUUGUCUUCUUUUUACUGCUGAAAAACUUAAAAGGAUAGUGUUGAAGCAUCGCAGGACCAUUUAUUACUCAGCCCCGGGUAGAUGGAGUCCACCUAGAAUGGGGUCCUGAGUAAACACUAGCCAUGGCUGUUUAUUAUGUGAAGCUUUAGCCUGCUUCUGUGGCAAUUUCCAGGCAUCCUUGCACCAACACCAGUAUUUUCCCUUAUAAGGGAACGUGCUGUGUGUGAUAUCUAUGAUGAUUAAUCAAACUGGAAGACACUUGCUCAAAUUAAAAAAUAUAAAAUCUUUCACUUUUAUUUUCCAUGCUAUAUCUAAUUGAACUUAAGUAAUUUGUAUCAGGAGAAAUAAUCAUCACUUCUUUGUUCUCUGAGUUGCAAAUGGACCCAUUUUUUGACAAACUGGGUUUAUAAGUCCCAUUUAAAUGCAUAUCUUUAUAACGUGACUUCCAUGGCUCUCGAGUUCUGCCCUCCUGCACCUGUGUUUGAUAGGAUCUAUGUCUGGGAACAGAAACCUUGUGUCUCAGGAAGACUGUGUCAAGGGUCUACGCCUCGCCCGUUUAACCAAGAUGCUCUUUACUUGAGACGUUCACAUAGAGGACCUUUCUGUAUUUGAACACAGGCAUUGUUAAAUGUCCUCGAUUUUUUCUCCUUUAAUAGUUUCUUUUCGAACUUUUAUGUCCCGACGACACAGUAAAGAGUGUUGUCAGGAUCCUUGUGUCGCAGGUCUGUGACUUACCACGCAGGUGACUUUGCCAAGACAUUGAGCUUCUCUAAGCCUCAGGGUCCAUCUCUGUAAACAAAGCCCAGCAGAGAUUUUCGGAUGAUGAGAGAGUGUGUGCGUGUGUGUGCAUGCGUGUGAGUGACGCUGUGGGAUGUGGCGCUCGGUUGAGUGCCCCAGGCUGGGGACACCUGGGACGGGUGGCAUUGUCGAGCAGGAAGCACUGGCCACAUCACACCCACGGUAGCCACGGCUCCCUCAGAUCUCGGAGCUCUUAUUGAGAGUGAUGUAUUUCUGAAUGGCCAUGGUGCCUUCAAGGCUGACUUCUGAAUGGGGUAGACUGAGCAUGUUCACAUAUUGCUGCAUUGAGUCUGUGUACGUAUCUUCCCGAGGGGUCCAGGUAAGCAAGCUUGAUCAGGAUGCGUCCGUGAGUCUCAGAACCUCACGGUAUUACAGGAACACAUUCAGACCACCUUACAUUAUAAAGGCAGCAGAAGCCAUGGAGACGUCUUCCUCUUGAUUAGGGCUGAUUUGGGUUCCCCAGUUUCCCUUUCUGUCUGUCCACAGAUUGCUGUUAUUUACAAGUAUAAUGUUCGCUCAACACUUGCCUUUUAGGACAGGUAGCAUGCAAUGUUUUUUCUAGACAUCAUAGCGAAGACUUUCAUUUUAGUAAAGCUUGGGUCCAAUUUGGAUUCCCACUUAAGCACAUAUAUUUAACAUCAAUAUUUUUAUAAUGCAGAACUCACUUUAAGAAAAAAAUAAAUCUUCCCAAGUAGCAGUGUGCCUAAAAUGGGGAAAAGACUAAAAACCAGUAUUUCUUGUUUCCUGCUAUGUGUCACUUUUAAAUGCUAUUGAAAUAUUUCCAGCUGCUAAGGGAGUCACUUUUUAACCAUCUCCUUUAAAAACUGUGCUCUGUAGGUAUGGUGCCUUUGUUCAGUUCCCAAACGGUCCAAACAACUAUGUCUGCUCCUCGGGGGCUACUCGCCGCCCUCGGGUGCUGUUGGUUCUGGUUCCGUGCACCCUGUGUGCUCUCAGAGAUGAGAGACAGAGGGCGGAGGCAGAGUUAAGCAGUUUUAAAUGAGGAAACCACACUUGCACUGAGUAGUUUUAGGAUUAAUUAAUUGUCUUAACAUUAAUUUAGAUCUUGUCUUUGUAAAAAGCUGCGGGACUCGGCUUAAGAGGAAUCAUUUAACUUUGCUUUGCUUCAGUUUUCUCACACCUGCAUGGGGUGUAAUUCCUCAGCGUUGUGGAGAGUAUGGCAGGGCUCGUGGUCUGUGGUGAGCAACCUAUUCCCUAUUUUCCUUCACAUCCUCUUGACCUAAAGACAUGAGAGAAAAUGUCCAUGAAGUUCUUUAAGCUUCUAGAACGUAAAGGCCUGUGCAAGUACAAAGUGAUACUUUGUAUCUACAAAUGCAUCAACUGGACUUACCUAUUGGUACCAAAUUGAAUAAAUCAAAUAUCAAUUUGUGAGCCUUGCCUUAAAAAGGAAGGUUAUUUGGAUGGUGUAUAGAUAAUGAAGGAAAAAAAAAUUGUUUUCCAUUACUGAGAAAUCUUAUUUCUGUUUACUGGAAGAUAUAGUCAGCCUUUUCGUUGAGCAUAACUGAGUGCUUUAAUGCCAAUUUAUUUUUAUGUCCGUAGUUUCGGGAUCGUGCUAGGCUCUGCUCCCUUUAGUAGACUUUACAUGCACAGUUGCAAGUCAGCCAGUUUUAAUAAGUAUUUUCCUUUCAUCGUAGUGUCUGCAAAUCACAAAGGUAGAGAAGGCAUUCUAACACACCACGAUCAGCUUCUUUGAGGAUGAGAAAUUUAAGUGAAUUUCAACAAUUCAUAUUUUGAAAUGUCAGCAAUUUUUAAAAACACAGUGUUAGACAUUUUUGCCUCCUGUAACUAGUGUUGGCCCCUAGGUUUCAAGCAUGUCGCUUUAUAGAAGGCACCGGAGUGCUAUCUGAUGUAUUUCAAGAGAUGGUAGAUGUGAUGUUGUCAGACUCAGGACACCUCUAAUACUCUGGGGGGUUGAACUAGCAGCCCCUCCUUUAAGAAAUAUGUUUACUUUGCUAUUUCACAUGUAUUUUGUGUAUAUAAAAUGGCAGCUUCCAAUUUCUAGUUGGAUUUGUCUUACGCUAUUUGUGUAACUGGCCAGUCACACAGGACUGUUUGCUUUUUCAUUGCGAAAUUGGGUAGGGAUGCCAAUUCAGCUCUCAUGUUAAUCCAUCCUGAUUUAUUUUAGACAUCGAAUUGAUCUCACCACGAGUAAAUAUGUAUAUGUUGACUGUCGUUGCUAAGUUUCCUAAUGGAGGUAAUUAUAGAUGUGAAUACUUUAAGAAUACUGAUGCUGUAUGAAUAUUUUUGUGGAAAUGUUAACUUGUUAGUGACUUAAGUAUUAUGAAUUUAAGAAUACUCGAAGAAAAUUAAAAUAUUUACUCUUUGGAGUUUGUUGUAAACACUGUUGUCUGUCACCAAGAAAUGUUCCCUGUACAAAAAGCCUGUAUAAAAUACUUUUUGAGACAGAGGGUAGGUCUGUGUCAGAUCCUGUUAUUGGGAAAUGGUGUCCCUAUGAUCCUGGCGUCAGUACUUCUAAUAGCAAAUCUUAUAGCUACCUGCUGCCAAUUUCUGAGAAAUAUAGAGCAUAUAAUGUUAGAAUUUGCCACUCCUUCCCCCUUUGGGAUAUUAAUCACUGCGUUAGUUAUCUUAUCUCUACAAUGUAAACUUGCAGCAAACACAUGUUUUAGUUUUGGUCUUAGGGAUCUAGAUAAAUACUUGAAAAAUCCGUUCUUUUUUGGAGGAAUAUUAUUACUUAUGAAAGGAAUAUUUAAAAGAAAUAUUCUUAAAGACAGUAUUUUAAAAGAAGUUUUGAUGUGACAGAUGUCAUUAUAUGACCAUCUGCUUUGAGCAGUCAGGGAAAAAUCAUGUCACAACACACUCCACACAUGACUCUUGGAGGAGAGAGGGAGGGGCAACUUUGUGAGGUGCUUGCUUUGAGCCAGAAAUUGUAUGCUCUAUACAUAACCUCAAAGCCCCUCUGAGGGGGCGGUUAUAA
Hippopotamus amphibius kiboko is the source of this 12116-nucleotide messenger RNA. It is a transcript of the gene ATG2B, whose product is annotated as autophagy related 2B. The record is from RefSeq and is a predicted model, not a curated record. Gene Ontology annotation, molecular function: phosphatidylinositol-3-phosphate binding. The transcript has 42 exons. Lineage: Eukaryota; Metazoa; Chordata; Mammalia; Artiodactyla; Hippopotamidae. Gene Ontology annotation, biological process: reticulophagy; autophagosome assembly; piecemeal microautophagy of the nucleus. Bases 423 to 6653 code for a protein of 2076 amino acids. Gene Ontology annotation, cellular component: phagophore assembly site; extrinsic component of membrane.